UUGCAUUUUGUUGGAUUACGAGGCUUCAAGAAGACGAUGAGCGCAACACCUCGCGAGCACCUUCUUCACUGA
This is a messenger RNA of Caenorhabditis elegans, 72 nucleotides long. RefSeq lists its product as uncharacterized. The transcript has a single exon. The record is from RefSeq and is marked reviewed. NCBI's taxonomy places the organism in Eukaryota, Metazoa, Nematoda, Chromadorea, Rhabditida, Rhabditidae.